CCAUCAAGAAUACUAAACGUCACAUGAUAAAAACGGGUGUGAGCGCUGUUCUCUUACUUCGUACAUGAAAUGUUCUUAUUUUAAAUAUUUCGAAAACACUACGUUGUUAACGUAUAUUUUAAAGUUGAAAUUAAUCAUUUGUUAGCGUUUUCGUAUUUCUCUUAAGGAAAACACGCAAAACAAAUUAAAAUUAACACAAUGAGAUACAUCUUGGGCACUACUUUUGCAGGCACUGCUUCUGCAACUUCUCUAGUAUUAGUAUUGUAUCAUGUAUUUACUGGAAAAGGAGAGCGUGUUAGUGUCGCUUGGUUUUUAGAAAAUACAUCACCACACAUGUGGGCAACUCUUGGUAUUGGUCUUGCAGUUGCUCUUUCUGUAGUUGGUGCCGCAUUAGGCAUUCAUACAACAGGAGUUUCAAUUAUUGGAGGUGGUGUAAAAGCUCCAAGAAUCAAAACAAAAAAUUUAAUUUCUGUAAUAUUUUGUGAAGCUGUUGCUAUUUAUGGAUUAAUCACUGCCAUUGUGUUAUCUGGAAUGUUAGAUGAAUUUAGUUAUCCUAUUCAUAAGGAGGAAAUUCGUAAUCAAAAUUGGCUAGCUGGCUAUUUAAUAUUUGGAGCUGGCCUAGCUGUUGGUCUUGUUAAUCUCUUUUGUGGUAUAGCCGUUGGCAUUGUGGGUUCUGGUGCAGCUCUUUCUGACGCAGCAAAUUCUGCUCUUUUUGUUAAGAUUUUAAUUGUAGAAAUCUUCGGCUCUGCUAUUGGACUCUUUGGAUUAAUUGUUGGAAUUUAUAUGACAUCUAAAGUAAAAAUGGGAGAUAAGGUAUAAGUUUAAAAUAAAUAGGGAUGUUACGAAAAAAACCAUAAAGUAUUUUUUAGAAUCACAAUAUUUCAUUCCAUAUUUAGUGACGAUUAAAAAGGAGAUUAAUACAAAAGAAACUAUUAAAAGAAAUAGUGUUGAUUGAAAAGAAAAUAAAUACUGGAAAAGAUGUUAAAAAGCAUAAUUUGUCUGUUUAAAUUAGUAUAAAAAACCUUUAUACAAGGUUGGUAUUUGUUGUUACAAGAGGUUCCAGGGAGAUUUCAAUUUGAAUAGCUAUUACAAAUUAAUAACUUAGAUAUAUAAACUUUUGUGUAUCAACCAUGUGUAUAAAUAACUAUUUCUGCUAGUGUAAAGUUUAUUGCUGUAAUGCAGUCUUUUGAUUGGUGUUCUGAGUGCGUUAUAGCGCUCUCUCUUUCAAAUGUGUCUACUGUAUAUAUCUUUUUUAACCGAAAUAUUACAUUAAAUAAAUAUGAUACUAUGUUACAUUCAUUAGUAUAUGUGUAAAAUAUACUAUGUAUAAUAUUA
Molecule: messenger RNA, 1335 nt
Organism: Bombus pascuorum
Lineage: Eukaryota; Metazoa; Arthropoda; Insecta; Hymenoptera; Apidae
Product: V-type proton ATPase 21 kDa proteolipid subunit c''-like
Exons: 5
Coding region: 199-819 (206 amino acids)
Biological process (GO): proton transmembrane transport
Cellular component (GO): proton-transporting V-type ATPase, V0 domain
Molecular function (GO): proton-transporting ATPase activity, rotational mechanism
Source: RefSeq, a predicted model, not a curated record